This is a messenger RNA of Bradysia coprophila, 697 nucleotides long. RefSeq names its product intraflagellar transport protein Oseg1 (gene Oseg1). Gene Ontology annotation, biological process: non-motile cilium assembly; intraciliary retrograde transport; protein localization to cilium. The record is from RefSeq and is a predicted model, not a curated record. Gene Ontology annotation, molecular function: protein binding. Gene Ontology annotation, cellular component: non-motile cilium; intraciliary transport particle A. Lineage: Eukaryota; Metazoa; Arthropoda; Insecta; Diptera; Sciaridae.
ACAAGCAUUGACACGAUUGAUCUACUUCCUUCAACAAAUUCAAAUAUUUUCAAUCAUCAAAAUUUUUGUUAUUCUAAAAUCCGCUUUAAAUAAAAAUUAAAUUAAUUUUUCACUUAAAAUUAUUUGUAAUUAAUUCCACCACAAAAUGAGCCGUCAACGAGCUGGAAAAAGAAGAAAUUUCGUUACAAACAAUCCCGACGAAAAAUUUCAAUUGUCUGAAUUAAUAGAAGGCAUAAGACAGUACCAAGACGAGGAAUAUAAAGCAAUGCAAGCUGAGUUCGAUCGCGUUGAACAGCUCCUAGCUUCUGAGCCCAGCUCUAAGCUGAGCCGCCUGUGGGAGCCCAAUGCUAAAGUAAGCAAUUUAUGGAAAACACGGUCGUUGCCAACUGAUAAAACGCAACCUCAAGAUCAGACAACAGAAAAUCCACCACAUUGUGUACAAGAAUAUAGAAAUACGGGCGUCGUGCAAAAUCACUAUCGAUAUGUAAAAUGGAUAUUGUUGUUCUUUUUGAUGCUUUUCUUCGGCAUGUUGACGAAAUUGUACACUGGGCGAUUAGUCAAUAAUGUUGUCAGCAUUUUCGAAUACCUACGCUUGAAAAUAAAAAAUUGAAAAUGUAAAAGUAUCCGAACAUUUGAGAUUAAAAACAAAAAAAGCUACAAAUGGUGUGUACGUAAUAAUUAGUUGUCGAGUCAAGUU